Messenger RNA from Klebsormidium nitens, 1680 nucleotides. Lineage: Eukaryota; Viridiplantae; Streptophyta; Klebsormidiophyceae; Klebsormidiales; Klebsormidiaceae. The record is from the annotation of a GenBank genome assembly.
UGCAGAAUCAUGUGCAAGGGCCUGUCCUUCGGGAGAUCAAUUCUCUCUCCCGCGCCCCAUCAGGCUGCUAUGGCAGCAGCUUAUGUGCAAUGCCGGACAGCAAUUGCAGAGAAGUCCUUGGUAGCAAUUGUAUGGGAGUGGUCGAGUUAGAAAUUAUGUCAGCCCAGAUGCAGCCUGAAAGGGGCUGAGUAUGGAUCAGGAGUGUUCACGAAAGUAGGUGUGAAUGAUCAGCAGCAGGGUACAUUACAUCAUGAUUCUUGAACUCAAAAACCCCAAAGAAGAGCUGCCGCGAUGGCUUCCCGCUCAGUAGCAAGCAGUGCGCCCACAGUCCCAAGGGGAUCUUUCGGUUUUGGCGUCAAUCUUGAAGGGCGUACUUUGAGUAGUCAUAAAGUGAGCGCAACUAGAAUCCGUCCUGUAACACCACCAUCAACAUCAUAUAGAAGCAGAACGCAGUCUUGUCUUGCUUGCACUUCCCCGAGAAACUUUUCCGCAAAUCAGUCUUUAUCGAAGCCGAUCGAACAGCAGCAUUCUCUUCGCAAUAUUCUGACCCAUGGGAGGGUUGUGGUCAGGCAAAAGUCUUCGGCGCACAACCAGCGGCGACGCAAUGGAAGGAGGGACCAGAUCAAUUGUCGAUUGCAUUCAGAACUAGAAAAGCUAGUGAACAUCAUUGUGCCGGGGCUGAAUGGCUCACCCGAUGUGGCCGCCUUUGCAGCUCGGCCAGCACAUGCCCGGCCUGGAAAGCUACCUGUUGUAAUCAUGAUUCACGAGUUUUACGGUUUGACUGAGGACAUGGUUGGGAAGGCGCAGGCACUUGCAGAAGAGCUGGGGGCUCUUGUCAUUGCUCCAGACACCUACCGGGGGGACUGGACAAAGUUCAUUCCAAAGGCAAUCUUCCUUGCAUUAUCCACUCCUCAGGAGCGAGUAAACGACGACCUUGACUCGGUUGUUGCGUGGGCAAGCCAACAACCGGAUGCAGACAUCACUCGGCUGGUGGUGAUGGGCUUUUGCUAUGGCGGCGGGAAGGCCAUCCGAUACAGUGCCACUCGCAGGAACCCUGCUGCCACCGUCGUCUUCUAUGGCAGCCCGUUGACGGACGUCGAUGUGUUGGCCCGCCUGAAGGGCCCCGUGCUGCUUAUCUACGGAGACAGAGACGCCCAAUUCCCUCCUGCGAAGGUGCACGCUUUUCGGGACGCCUUGGUCAAGGCCGGUAUCGACGUCAAGCAGAGCAUGUUUCCGGGACAGGGCCACGCCUUCUUUCGAAACAUGGCGCAGGUGGAGGCGGGUAGUGGACCCCAGCGUCAAGCUUGGAGUGAGCUUCUAGCAUUUCUAAGGGAGAGACUCUUCUAGGUACCCAUCUAUUCCGUAACUUCGGCGGUCAGCUUGACGCGGCCUUGAAGCUCUUCCUGGCAUUGCAAUCUUGGGUACUGCACACGGCAAGAUGGUGACCGAUUGUAGGCGAGUAUUGUGACAGGAUCCUCUUAGAAGCCCGUCGUAGCUGAUUCGCAUGGUGACUCACAGUCGUAGGCUCUUUAGAAUCCACCAACGAUCCUCGAAUACCAUGUUUCGUGCAAAAGCUGUUGCCAAACCUUGCACCUUGUGAGUGACCCUGCAACUGUUUGAAUUACAAUUCUCCAAUUCGGAAGAUUUUUGUCAAUCGACUUGAUCAUGGAUAAUCCACAU